This is a messenger RNA of Seriola dumerili (greater amberjack), 4230 nucleotides long. Its product is annotated as roundabout homolog 2-like. Gene Ontology annotation, molecular function: protein binding. The record is from RefSeq and is a predicted model, not a curated record. Gene Ontology annotation, cellular component: axon; plasma membrane. The transcript has 26 exons. Gene Ontology annotation, biological process: cell-cell adhesion; axon guidance. NCBI's taxonomy places the organism in Eukaryota, Metazoa, Chordata, Actinopteri, Carangiformes, Carangidae. The coding region runs from base 1 to 4230 and encodes 1409 amino acids.
AUGCCAGAAUGGGUCCUCUACAGUAUUUAUUUCUCUGUGGACUUCUGUACACCCAAACCGACGGUAAGGUCUCGUCUUCGCCAGGAAGACUUCCCUCCCCGCAUCGUGGAGCACCCCUCUGACCUCAUUGUGUCCAAAGGGGAACCAGCCACUCUCAACUGUAAGGCAGAGGGCCGUCCAACCCCCACGGUGGAAUGGUACAAAGAUGGGGAGCGUGUUGAGACGGACCGUGACAACCCCCGCUCCCACCGUAUGCUGCUGCCCAGCGGGUCCCUCUUCUUCCUACGUAUCGUCCACGGGCGACGGAGCAAGCCCGAUGAUGGCAGCUACGUGUGCGUGGCCCGAAACUAUCUGGGAGAGGCCGUAAGCCGGAACGCAUCUCUAGAAGUAGCAUUGUUACGCGAUGACUUCAGACAGAACCCACAGGACGCAGUGGUGGCGGUCGGGGAGGCUGCCAGUCUGGAGUGUCAGCCUCCACGCGGCCAUCCUGAACCCACCACCUUCUGGAGGAAAGAUAAGGCUCGUCUCGACCUGAAAGAUGACAGGGUCACGGUACGUGGGGGGAAGCUGACCAUCUCCAAUACCAAGAAGAGCGAUGCAGGGAUUUAUGUGUGUGUGGCGGCCAACAUGGUCGGGGAGAGAGAGAGUGAAAAAGCUCAGCUCUCAGUGUUUGAACGACCAGUGUUUGCGCAGCGGCCUGUGAACCAGGUGGUCUUAGUUGAUGAGAGCGUGGAGUUCAGGUGUCAGGUCCACGGUGACCCCCCGCCUACACUGCGCUGGAAGAAAGAGGACGUGGAGAUUCCCCGCGGCAGGUAUGACAUCGGAUAUGAAAAAGAGGAUUUCCUGCUGAAGAUUAAAAAAGCGUCAGUCAGUGAUCAGGGAACCUUCACCUGUCUGGCAGAGAACCGUGUGGGUAAAGUGGAGGCCUCUGCCUACCUGACCAUCAGAGAGGCACCCCAGUUUGUGGUGCGACCCCGUGACCAGAUUGUGGCUCAAGGACGAACAGCUACCUUUCCCUGCGAGACCAGAGGCAAACCUCAGCCCACUGUGUUCUGGCAACGAGAGGGCAGCCAGGAUCUUCUGUUUCCCAACCAGCCGACACAGGGAGACAGCCGCGUGUUUGUGUCCGUGAACGGAGAGCUGACCAUCUCAUCUGUGCAACGCUCUGAUGCAGGGUAUUACAUCUGCCAGGCCCUCACUGUAGCAGGCAGCAUCAUGGCCAAGGCACAGCUGGAGGUAUCAGACGCCCUGAAGGACCGCCCACCACCCAUCAUCCGGCAGGGCCCAUCCAACCAAACACAGGCGCUGGGAGGUGUGACCCUUCUCAGGUGUCAGGCAUCUGGGGAGCCAGAGCCCACAGUCUCCUGGAGAAAGAACGGGGCCAGUCUGCUUGGAAAGGACCCGCGGUUUUCCCUGCUCGACCACGGAAGCCUUCAGAUCCAGAGCACCAGGAUGUCUGAUUCUGGGCUGUACACCUGUGUAGCCACCAGCUCCAGUGGAGAAACAUCAUGGAGUGCCUUCUUGGAUGUCAGAGACUCCACUGAGCUCGUAGACUUCAUGUCGCACAAUGCUACGGCCCUCCCAGGGCCGCCCUCCAAGCCAGAGGUCACUAACGUUACCAAGAGCAGUAUCUCGUUGUCAUGGGAACCGGGGCCAGAGGCGGGCUCCCCAGUGUCCUCCUAUGUCAUUGAGGCCUUUGGUCAGUCAGUGAGUAACAGCUGGCAGACAGUGGCAGACCACGUGAAGACCACAGAGUACACGGUCAAGGACCUACGACCCAAUACGGUCUACCUUUUCAUCAUCAGGGCCGUCAAUGCUCAGGGGCUCGGGGACCCCAGCCCCAUGUCUGAGCCUGUCCGGACACAAGACAUUAGUCCCACAGCACAGGGGGUGGACCACCGUCGUGUGCAGAAGGAGCUGGGGGAUGUGGUGGUCAGCAUGCACAACCCUGUGGUCCUGAGCUCCACUUCAGUGCAGGUCACAUGGACUGUGGAGAAUCCAUCCCAGUUUAUUCAAGGCUACCGUGUUCUUUACCGACAAACGUCAGGGCUGCCCUCCCCAGGGCCUUGGCAGAUACAGGACUUGAAGGUUGCCUCAGAGAGGGACAUAACUCUCUCUGGUCUGAAGAAAGGCAUCGUCUAUGAGAUUAAAGUGCGGCCAUACUUCAACGAGUUCCAGGGUGCAGACAGUGAAUCCAUGACAGCGCGCACCAUGGAGGAAGCACCCAGUGCGCCUCCGCAGCAAGUGACAGUGUUGACGGUGGGGAGCCAUAACAGCACGUCCAUCAGUGUGUCAUGGGACCCUCCUCCCUCCGACCAACAGAACGGCAUCAUCCAGGAGUACAAGAUCUGGUGUUUGGCCAACGAAACGCGGUUUCAUGUCAAUAAGUCUGUGGAUGCAACCAUCCGUUCAGUGGUUGUCGGGGGUCUGCAGACUGGAGUGCAGUACCGCGUGGAGGUGGCUGCGGGCACCAGCGCAGGAGUGGGGGUCAAGAGCAAACCCCACCUCAUCAUGUUGGGUGCAGAACUGAGGGACGUAAUGACGGGAUCAGAGGGCAACAAUAGCAUCUCAGACGUAGUGAAGCAGCCGGCCUUCAUUGCUGGUUUGGGGGGGGCCUGCUGGAUUGUCCUCAUGGGCUUCAGUGCCUGGCUUUACUGGAGGAGAAAAAAGAGGAAGGGACUCAGCAACUAUGCAGUUCAGUCCUUCACCUUUACUCGUGCAGUUACGUUCCAAAGAGACCGAGGCCUGAUCAGAAAUGGAAGCCGCCCGGGGCUGUUGAAAACAGGUGACCCAGGCCUCCCCUGGCUGGCUGACUCGUGGCCCUCCACGAGCCUCCCGGCUAACAGAGACUUAGGAAGUCCGAAGGGUGGCAACAACUUUGGCCGAGGAGAUGUUUUACCGUCGGCAGCGGUGGAGAAGACGGGCACCAUGCUGUCUGAUGGUGCCAUCUAUAGCAGUAUUGACUUCAUGGGGAAAGCAGGCUACAGCAGCCCAGCACGAGGCACUCAGCCCACCCCCUACGCCACCACUCAGAUACUCCAGUCCAACAGUUUCCACGAGCUGGCUGUGGACAGGCCAGAUCCUCGCUGGAAGGCUUCUCUCCAAGCCCAGCAGGAAAUAGCAAACCUGGGCUACUCGCUAACUGACAGACGCCCUGGCAGUGGUGCAAAGGUUGGGAAGAAAAAGAAGGUGAAGGGUGGAACGAAGACCUCUAAAUCAAAUGGGACAUGUUGGGCUAACAUACCCCUGCCUCCACCACCCAUGCACCCACUCCCUGGUACAGAGGUUGACCUUGACCGUUACCCCCAGGAAAACCACGGAGGAGGAUAUGACAGCAACAGCUGGGCACCACCCAUGUCUGUCCAGACCUACCACCACCAGAAUUUGGACAAUGAGGUAGAGGACGAGAGAGGUCCCACUCCUCCCCUGAGAGGAAGAUCAUCCUCUCCGGCAGCAGCUCCCUUCAGCCAGCCCUCAUCCUCCUCUCUCAGCUCUGCCCACCACGAGGAAAUGCAGUCCAUUUUGCAGGCCCACUUGGAUGAGCUGACCAGAGCUUACCAAUAUGAGGUGGCCAAGCAGGCAUGGCACAUGAAGAGCAGUCCAAAUGUAACCAAGACCCCCAUCCCUCCAAUGGACUUCAUGUCCAGCACACUGGGCUCUGAUCUGGGAGCCACUCUCCUUUCUGAAGACGACGAGGAUGAGGAGGAGGAUGAAAGAUACGCUGUGGUGUCAAAGAAUUUGUGUGGCUUUGAAUACACUCCUGGUCACAGCGUGGAUAACCUUGAAAGCUCAGGUAAAACCUCCCAGCAGUGUCGCUCCGACAGCUCGGGCAUGGCAGACCAUGGUGCACAGGGCACACAUAGCCUUGGCCACAGGAGGGCACCACAUACUGGCCUCAAGCCUCAGAUGGAUAAGGUUGGGACUCUGCCCAGGGGAAGAGACACCAACACAGACACCCACACACCGGCCAUGAAGUCCCUGCACAGCGUGGGCUCCCGCAUGCACAGCUCAUGGGCAGCUGCAGGCUCAGACCCCUCUGAGGAGUGCAUGGUGACCGUGUCGACGCUGGAGCGGCAGCAUAUGGCUUCCUGGAGCGGCACAACAACAUCCAACAGGGCCACCCUGAGUAGGGGUUCCCACAAGAGACCUGGCACAGAUCCCUCCCACAACGGGCAUCCUCCCACAAACAGCACAGAGAAGAGGGAACACUGUGAGUGUCUAUUCUCAUGA